Lineus longissimus is the source of this 774-nucleotide messenger RNA. RefSeq lists its product as uncharacterized. NCBI's taxonomy places the organism in Eukaryota, Metazoa, Nemertea, Pilidiophora, Heteronemertea, Lineidae. The transcript is spliced from 3 exons. The record is from RefSeq and is a predicted model, not a curated record. Bases 30 to 737 code for a protein of 235 amino acids.
AUUGCGCGCGCACCAAAAACGUCGGGUUCAUGAGACGGAACUGCCCACUGACUUGCGGUUUCUGUGCAUUGCCAGCAACAACAGCUCGAAGAACAACAAAGACGACUACAAAACCACCACCUACAACAACAACAACAACAACAACUGACCAGGCAGUGGUUGCGCUUAUUGAAGAAUGCGAAGACAAGAAAUCCAGUUGUGAGAGCUGGGCCAACGCAGGUUUUUGUAAUCCCGGAAACCAAUACGAACGGUUUAUGACGAAGAACUGCCCAGUGUCCUGCGGAUUGUGUGCCGUCAGUGUCGAAGACCAAGAAUCCGCAGAAAUCAGUGAUGCUGUCAGUGCUGAGAUUGUCGAAGGUGGCGCUGAGGAAGGCCAAGGUCAGAGUGGGGUCAGGGUCGUCAUAACCCGUAAUGGCAAGACGGAAACGAAGUUCAUAACCACGGAUGACGUGACCAGGUUCGCGGACAGGCUCGCCAACGCUCAAGGUCAGGGUGAAGUGGACAGGUUGCUGGGGCAAGUGCUUGGUGGAGCGAGUGGAUCAGCAACAGGUGACACACGUCGCCAUACCCAAGGGACCCGCGUGACCAUCACGCGCCGCAAGAGUGUGCGUGGGUCAGACGGUGCGGUUACCGAGACUGAGAGCACGUGGACUGGCUGGGCGGGAGCCAGUCAGGAGAAUGGGAGGGGUAGCAGGCGGAGGUCACGAGAAAGGUCAUCGCGAGAACGGGAUGAUUAAUUUCACAUACUAAAGGAACCUCCGACUGAACAGUAAC